Rhododendron vialii is the source of this 1105-nucleotide messenger RNA. RefSeq names its product vacuolar protein sorting-associated protein 2 homolog 3. Gene Ontology annotation, biological process: endosome transport via multivesicular body sorting pathway; late endosome to vacuole transport; protein transport. The transcript has 11 exons. NCBI's taxonomy places the organism in Eukaryota, Viridiplantae, Streptophyta, Magnoliopsida, Ericales, Ericaceae. Gene Ontology annotation, cellular component: multivesicular body; ESCRT III complex. Bases 181 to 819 code for a protein of 212 amino acids. The record is from RefSeq and is a predicted model, not a curated record.
AUUCAUUCAUGAAAAAAUGGAAAAUGAAAAGCAUAGAGCUGCUCCUUCUUUAAACCUUCGAGGCAGCUCUGUCUCCCUCCGUAAAUAAAAAAAUCUAUACGUAUAUAUAAUUCUGCAAAAUUCCGCAUUGACUUUUCGGAACAUCCGUCUCCGGUACAGCGCCACCAUCGAAUCGAAGCCAUGAACAUCUUCGCCAAAAAGCCCACAGCCAAAGAGGCGCUUCGUGAGAGUAAGCGAGAAAUGUCCAAUGCAACCAGAGGUAUUGAGAGGGAAAUCACCACCUUGCAAUUGGAAGAAAAGAAGCUUGUUGCCGAAAUAAAGAGAACUGCUAAAACAGGAAAUGAGGCAGCAACUAAAACUUUAGCACGCCAGCUAGUCAGGCUUAGGCAACAGAUUGGCAAGCUGCAAGGUAGCCGAGCUCAGAUGAGAGGUAUAGCAACUCACACCCAGGCAAUAUCUGCCCAAUCAUCAGUUGCUGUGGGCAUAAAAGGGGCCACCAAAGCGAUGGCAUCUAUGAGUAAGCAAAUGGAACCUGCAAAGCAAGCGAAGGUGAUGCAAGAAUUCCAGAGGCAAUCAGCACAGAUGGAUAUGACUACUGAGAUGAUGUCAGACGCCAUUGAUGAUGCUUUGGAUGAUGAUGAAGCUGAAGAGGAAACGGAAGAUCUGACAAAUCAGGUCCUUGAUGAAAUUGGAGUUGAUGUGGCCUCACAGUUAUCAGCAGCACCAAAAGGAAGAAUUGCAGGGAAGACAGCUGAGGGUGCUAGCAGUUCUAGCGUUGAUGAGCUGGAGAAGAGGUUGGCAGCCCUUAGAAAUCCUUGAGCUAAAGAUUGGAGGACCUUGUUUUCUGCGGAAGUUUAUGAUUGGGGCUCAUUCCUUCAAUUUGUUCCAAGGUUGUACACUGGACACAUAUCUUUUCCGACCGAGCUUACAUUUUUUGUCCUCCCAAUCCUUGUAUCCGAUCAAAUUUUCAUGAAUCUAUUCUCGAGAAAAUGUGCAACUCUCAGCCUAUUAAUGCUCAUCUGAAGAUUGUAUAUAUAUACUAUAUAAAAUAAUAUUGAAGUUAGUUUGUAUUUGCUCAAAAUAAGAAUGAUUAUAAAGUUAAUCA